Messenger RNA from Physcomitrium patens, 1180 nucleotides. RefSeq names its product succinate dehydrogenase subunit 6, mitochondrial. NCBI's taxonomy places the organism in Eukaryota, Viridiplantae, Streptophyta, Bryopsida, Funariales, Funariaceae. The record is from RefSeq and is a predicted model, not a curated record. Gene Ontology annotation, cellular component: respiratory chain complex II (succinate dehydrogenase).
UGCCUCGUAAUGCCGCUGAGUGAUGGUGGCGCGAGGUGACGCACAAUGCCGCCGAGAAAGUUUCCAAGCACUUGUGGAACUUGCCCACGGCGAUUGCUGUCAGUGCGAUUCAUGGAGAGGCAGUUGUCUGGAUUUGCCAGAUUCUACCCUUUUGUUGUGCUUGUGCAUGUGCGGCACACACGCAUACCUCACUUUGUUGCCUUGCCUUGGAGGAAUCGAUCGAGCCCACAGGCUUGCGAUGGCGGAAGAUAGGUACAAACCCUGGUGGGCGAUUGACAAGGCCGCAUGGCGAGAGGCUUUUGAGCCGUUCUUUAAGUUCAAGAGCAUUUCGGACCACCGUGACACGCCGUUGCCUCCCUGGAGCGAAGCCGAUGUGCAGGAGUUCAUCGAUUCUGACCCUGUCUACGGCCCUCGGCUCAAACAGGUGAGGCAAGGAGCCACUAUCGCCAAUUAUGGAGCUCUGGUCGGAGGUCUGGCAACAGCAGGUGUUGCUUUUAGGUACUCAAAAAAUAUUCCUGGAGCGUUGGGUGCCUUUCUUGGCGGGACAGCCAUGAGCUGGGCUGUUGCCGAAGAAGGAGCUAAUUUUGCAUUAGGACUUUACAAGUUCAACUGUAUGGACGUAAACCUCAAGUUUCUGGAUUGGUGGGAACGGAAGCAAGGUUGAGGUCUCCGCUUUGGAAGACGCUACAUUAACGAGGUUAAGAGUCUUAAACACAGUACCGAUGGACCUUGACAUUUUUUCAUAGCCAAUAUGAAGCAGGUUCAUCACAAUGCAACUUUUAUCGACUACUAUAUCCGGGUAUGAACUGGCUUUACUUCCGCAACUGAAAACUGGUGUUGCAUAUGUGCAUGGAUGGUUGAAGCUUACAAAGGAGGACGUAGACAGGAUUCUAUGUAUUGCACACAGUUGAAAAAAGUCAAACAUUGAGUCCUUUAAGAACACUUGCAGAUAUAACACUGUUUAUAUUUCAUUGCUAACAUAUUUUGAACUCACGGCGAUGCUUCUGCCGCACUUACCUUGCGGUUAUCUUUCCAAGGUUGCAGGAGUAACCUGAACAAUCUGUUGCCUAGUUGCCUUUUCGUGAUGCACGAACAUUACAAAAAUUAAAGCACUGGAUUUGGUUUUUCACUUCUUUACUUUUUUAAAUAUUCAAAUUGAGUUACCCAUGAUUCCAUUUUA